AUGAUGAUUCGCAUUCGCCCUCCUAGUGCUGGCGAAUCUAUUCUCUGUAUCGAUGGCGGCGGAGUUAGAGGAAUUAUUCCCUUGAUGAUGUUAAUUGGUGUUCAAGAACCUCUCGACCUCCUAAUACCUGUUCAGGAACUCUUUACGAUGGUAUAUGGAAUAAGCGUUGGUCUCCUUCGAUGGAUCUUGUCAUUCUUUACAGACUCCGUGUAUGAACCUCAAGGGAUUGAGAAAGCUUUGAUGAAGUUGCAUGGCAAUAACAAGAUGACUGAUAUCUCCUAUGCCACCUAUAUUGGUGCUAAAGUUGGCGUGUUGGCUGCUACCACUGAAAACCCUUCUGUCUAUCUCUUCACUAACUACAAUGGCGUGGGCAACCUAAGAAGCGGCUAUCAUGUUAUUAGAACGAGCGAGAAUGCAGAGUUAUGGGAAAUGAAGAAGCAGCUCUGCAGCCCCUGUAUACUUCCCCCUAAGUAUAUUCAAGGAAUUGGUAGUUUUCAGGAUGCCGGCAUAUUGAAGAAUAACCCAGUUGCCCUGGUAUUAUCGGAAUAUUAUGCUCUGCACGGCGAUAGAAAGCUAGAUAUUGUGUUGAACCUCGGUACUGGUUCAACACUGAGCCCGGUGCCCCCGGGUUAG
This is a messenger RNA of Clonostachys solani, 633 nucleotides long. Lineage: Eukaryota; Fungi; Ascomycota; Sordariomycetes; Hypocreales; Bionectriaceae. The record is from the annotation of a GenBank genome assembly.